CUGAGCGGCCUCUCGGGAGCGGCAGGAAAAGACCGGGAGUUAUAUGCCUCUUUUUCUUCGUAUGUUGCCUGCCGCAAAUAAAGGGAAAUACCUGGCCACAAGAUAGGACACAGAAACACACGGCAAAUGUCCGUAAUGAAGGAACACCGUGACCACUAAGACCAGACGAGCUGCUUCCUACGCUGAAACAGAACACCAAAAUGGAUAUUAGGUGUGCUGCACUUUCCCUUCCCAUGCUGAGGACUAUAAUGGUGCUGCUUAUGGCUUCUUCCGCUUGGUCAGUCUGGCCUAGCGAUCCAAUGGAAGUUGUUCAGGACUGGGACAAUCAGCUAGAGGCCUCCAUGCAUUCGCUGUUCCCUGAAAUUAAAGAGGCAGUGGCACCAAUGACAGGAAUUCCAGACAGUUCUGCUGUGGUUGGCAGGCCCUUUAAAAUCCACAUCCCCACAGAAUUUCUCGCUUCCAGUGGAGAAACAAUCAAGAUUUUUGAAGUUGGAAAGGAGAUUUUGCCAUCUUGGUUACACUGGGAAGCUAAUUUUUUGCAAGGUCUUCCCCUUGAUGGUGACAAAGGGGUCUAUGACAUUUCUGUAGCCUCCAUGCGCCUGGCACCAAAUGGAAGUUAUGUAACCCAAACCGCAGAUGUUUUCGCUGUAGAGGUUCAUCCUGAGGACCACAAUGAGCCUCAAUCUGUGCGAGUGGCAGGACAGGAAACCGCUGAAGCAACUCCUUUUCUAUGUGGCACCGAUGAGCCAGUAACAAUUCUGACUGUAAUUUUGGAUGCGGACUUGACAAAAAUGACACCAAAGCAGAGAGUAGAUCUUCUAAACAGAAUGAGGGACUUCUCUGAGGUAGAACUUUAUCAUAUGAAAUUAGUCCCAGUUGUAAACAACAGACUGUUUGAUAUGUCUGCCUUCAUGGCUGGGCCAGGAAAUGCAAAAAAAGUAGUUGAAAAUGGAGCCUUGCUAUCAUGGAAGCUUGGGUGUGGAAUGGAUCAGAACACUGUUCCAAACAUCAGUUCUGUAGAGGUUCCUGCUAAAGAAGGCACAAUGUCUGCCCAGCUUGGUUAUCCUGUUGUAGGCUGGCACAUUGCAAAUAAAAAACCCCAAAUGCCUAAGCGAAUUAGAAGGCAAAUAUAUGCCACACCAACGCCUGUUACUGCCAUUGGACCACCUACUACAGCCAUUCAUGAGCCUCCAGAAAGAAUUGUGCCAACUCCCACUUCUCCUGCAAUUGCUCCUCCAACCGACACAACAGCUCCUCCAGUUCGAGAACCUAUACCUCUUCCAGGAAAACCAACAGUUACAAUAAGAACAAGGGGUGCUAUUAUUCACACUCCCACUCUUGGUCCAAUCCACCCAACUAGGAUAAUAGAAACUACUAGCAUAGUUCGCCCAACUAUCACCAGGCACAUUUUUGUAGAACCAACUGCUGCAGUUACACCUCCUUCUACCACUACAAAGAGGCCAAGAACCACAAUGAAGCCGCCCACACCACCAACUACCGAUUCUUCUACCACAACAACAAAGAAACCCACCAAAAAACCAAGGCCCAGACCCCCCAAGCCUCUUGCUACUACCAAAGCACCGUCCACAAAAGUUGAGACUACAUCGCCAAGCCGUACACGUCCUUCUACCAGUGGAGUACCCAACACUGACCCUGAACUUAAAAAUCAUAUUGAUAAGGUUGUUGCAUGGGUGGGUACCUAUUUUGAAGUUAAAAUUCCCCCUGACACAUUUUAUGAUAAAGAAGAUGGCACCACUGAUAAUCUCCAGCUCUCUUUGGCGCCAAGACAAAAGGCUGGCCUUGGAGAGAAGAUGUGGGUAAUGCUCAAUAGCACUAGCCAGGUUAUGUAUGGAAUGCCUGACUAUACACACAUUGGAGACCAUGAGUAUUACUUGAGAGCUGCAGACAAAGCAGGACGCACUGCGGUGGAUGCUUUAGAAAUCCAAGUCCGUAAUCUGUUCCAAAAACAACCAUCCACUGUUAAAUUUCAUGCAAAGUUCCACGGGGAUCACAAUGCUGUCAUUAAUGACAUUAAUAAGAAAAUUCUGCUAGUCAAAAAGUUGGCUUUUGCUUUUGGUGAUAGAAACAGUAGUUCUAUUACUUUGCAUAAUAUCACCAAAGGUUCUGUGGUCGUGGACUGGACAAACAAUACUUUCCCUGUAGAACCGUGUCCAGUAGAGCAAGUAGAAGGUGUCGGCAAAAAGAUCUACGAUGAACGUGGCAGUCCUCGGCAACAUUUUGUUAACGCAGUGGAGCCGGAAUUUAAACUUUUAAAUAUUUCUUUAUCGUUCUCGGGGAGCUGUAAGCAUAAAAAAUUCAGGUACAUACCUAUGAGAGCAGAGGAACCCAUACCCACUGCAGUGGCACCAACCGUAGCUGUAGACAGAAACCUGGAGAAGAGAAGUGAGGAUGAUGUCUACCUUCACACUGUUAUUCCUGCGGUGGUGGUGGCUGCCAUUUUGUUAAUUGCUGGCAUCAUUGCUAUGAUUUGUUACCGGAAGAAGAGGAAAGGCAAACUGACAAUAGAGGAUCAGGCAACUUUUAUUAAGAAGGGUGUUCCAAUUAUUUUUGCUGAUGAAUUAGAUGACUCCAAGCCUCCUCCUUCUUCCAGUAUGCCACUGAUUCUAAAGGAGGAAAAAGCUCCCCUUCCUCCUCCUGAGUAUCCUAAUCAGAAUGUUCCAGAGACAAUCCCCCUGAACCAAGACAGCUUGGGGGAGUACACACCUCUUAGGGAUGAGGACCCCAAUGCACCCCCUUAUCAACCUCCCCCACCCUUCACAGCACCUAUGGAAGGUAAAGGGUCACGCCCCAAAAACAUGACCCCAUACCGGUCACCACCCCCUUAUGUACCUCCUUAACGAACAGUGUGCUGAGUGAGAGGAGAAAGGGGGCUGUGAGUUCCAAACCAGUGUUGUCCGAAGAGAUUGAUAGCCUGCAAUCUGCUGUCGGGAUAACAGGAAAACUCUGCUGUUCUAGGCAAAGAGUAAAGACCUGGAGACUUUUUAUAGUAACUCCACAUUAUACAUGCCUCCUUCACAGAUUGUGGAAAAUAUGGGACAUAUGUCAUUUGCCUAACGAUUUUUUUCGUAUUGGUAUUCAUACAGAUGUGUGCUCCGUUCUAGAUAUUUAACAGAUUGCAGGCUUUAAAGACACUAAAGAGGAAAGUGAUUGGACGAUAUGUUCAGCACUGGGGUGGCCUUUUGUUUCUCUGCUGUUUGCCUUUAACACUAACUGUAUUAUUAUUAUUUUUUUUUCCUUUUAUUUACGUGUGUCUAGAGCUUCAGGUCAUAACAAAAUGGUAUGACGAAAGGUAUCUUGGAAACGGAACAUCAGAAUUUUUACAUUUUUACAUUUACUCCUGUCUUCUUUCUAUAUAAAGGACAGCUAUCUAUACUUAAAAA
This is a messenger RNA of Xenopus tropicalis (tropical clawed frog), 3401 nucleotides long. RefSeq names its product dystroglycan 1 (gene dag1). Gene Ontology annotation, biological process: cell adhesion. The record is from RefSeq and is marked provisional. Gene Ontology annotation, cellular component: basement membrane; nucleoplasm; membrane. Bases 201 to 2858 code for a protein of 885 amino acids. Gene Ontology annotation, molecular function: calcium ion binding. NCBI's taxonomy places the organism in Eukaryota, Metazoa, Chordata, Amphibia, Anura, Pipidae. The transcript has 3 exons.